Molecule: messenger RNA, 2231 nt
Organism: Mastomys coucha (southern multimammate mouse)
Lineage: Eukaryota; Metazoa; Chordata; Mammalia; Rodentia; Muridae
Gene: Ppm1j
Product: protein phosphatase, Mg2+/Mn2+ dependent 1J
Exons: 11
Coding region: 267-2069 (600 amino acids)
Biological process (GO): protein dephosphorylation
Molecular function (GO): protein serine/threonine phosphatase activity
Source: RefSeq, a predicted model, not a curated record
UGUGCAGCAAGCCCUCAAUAAUCGUAUUUAUUAUGUCGUUAGCCUUACUAACCGGCCAGCAGAAGUCUAAACAUGGGGGUAUGGUUCUGAGAAAGAGGGAUGGAAGUUCUCUCGAACGUGGAGCCCUCACCCGAAGUGUUGUCACACCAAGUCCUUCACACCCAAGAGGAUGUUUCGCUCUGAAGUCAUUAGCUCCAUAACUCUCCAUACUGGCUGGCCCACCUGGAACCGAGCGCGAGGAGGCCGCCUCGCCCACCCUCGUCAUAAUGGGCAAAUUCCAGCGGAUUAAAUCUAGUGGAUGUCUAACCUACAACACCACUGAAAUGUUACCUUCGUACCACUUCCUUCCCACAGUAGACCCUUCCCAUCUGACACUCUGGCGGGACAAAGCAGGGAUGCAGAAAAGAGGCGAGAAGCGGGUGGGGCGGUUCCACCGUAGCCCUGAGCCUGGGGAAGUUUGUCAAGGACCCAGAACGGGCACCGCCCACCUGAGCCCUAGGGGCGGGGCCUCUCCGGGGGCGGGGCCACGGCCGAGGGCGGGGCACGGAGGCAACAUGCUAAACCGGGUGCGCUCGGCCGUGGCGCACCUGGUGAGCUCGGGUGGCACUUCUUCCCAGCGCUCCAAGUCCCCAGAUCUGCGCAACUCUACCUCAGCGCCUCUCGCCGCCCAAGAAACGCCUAAGAGCUCCCGGGCGAAGCCUGGGAACGAGGUCGGCGCGCCGCAGAAGACCGCGGAGACUACUGUGAGCUUCUCUAGACCCACCUUUCUGCAGCUGAGCCCCGGGGGGCUGCGACGCGCCGACGACCAUGCAGGUCGGGCUGUGCAAAGCCCCCCAGACACCGGUCGCCGCCUGCCCUGGAGCACAGGCUAUGCCGAGGUCAUCAAUGCUGGCAAAAGCAGGCACAAUGAGGACCAGGCUUGCUGCGAGAUCGUGUAUGUGGAAAGCCGGAGGAGCAUUCCAGGAGUCGCCAGGGAGCCUAGCCAUAACCAGGGAUUCUGCUUUUACUACUGGGGCCUGUUUGAUGGGCAUGCUGGUGGAGGAGCCGCUGAAAUGGCCUCCCGGCUCCUGCAUCGCCACAUCCGGGAACAGUUAAAGGAUCUAGUAGAAAUACUUCAGGAUCCCUUGCCACCUCCUGUCUGUCUUCCAUCCUCUCCGGGAACCCCAGGAGUCUCUAGUCCUUCACAGUUGGUUAGCCCUCAGUCCUGGUCUCCACAGAAGGAAGUGACCCAUGACAGCCUGGUAGUAGGGGCCAUUGAGAACGCCUUCCAGCUCAUGGAUGAGCAGAUGGCUCGGGAGCGGCGUGGCCACCAAGUGGAAGGGGGCUGCUGUGCACUGGUGGUGGUGUACCUGCUAGGCAAGAUGUAUGUGGCUAAUGCAGGCGACAGCAGGGCCAUCAUUGUCCGGAAUGGUGAAAUCAUUCCAAUGUCCCGGGAGUUCACACCAGAGACGGAGCGCCAGCGUCUACAGCUGCUUGGCUUCCUGAAACCAGAACUGCUGGGCAGUGAGUUCACCCACCUUGAAUUUCCCCGAAGAGUUCAGCCCAAGGAACUAGGGCAGAGGAUGCUGUACAGGGACCAGAAUAUGACUGGCUGGGCCUACAAAAAGAUUGAGGUGGAGGACCUCAGGUUUCCUCUGGUCUGUGGGGAGGGCAAAAAGGCCCGGGUCAUGGCUACCAUUGGGGUUACUCGGGGUUUGGGAGAUCACAACCUUAAGGUCUGCAGCUCUACUCUGCCCAUCAAGCCUUUCCUCUCCUGCUUUCCUGAAGUACGAGUGUAUGAUCUGACACAGUAUGAGCACUGUCCAGAUGAUGUGCUGGUCCUGGGCACAGAUGGCUUGUGGGAUGUGACCAAUGAUUCUGAGGUAGCUGCCACUGUGGACAGGGUGCUGUCAUCCUAUGAGCCCAAUGAUCCCAGCAGGUAUACAGCUCUGGCCCAAGCUCUGGUCCUGGGGGCCCGGGGAAUCCCCCGGGACCGUGGCUGGCGUCUCCCAAACAACAAGCUGGGUUCCGGGGAUGACAUCUCGGUCUUCGUCAUCCCCCUGGGAGGGCCAGGCAGCAGUUACUCCUGAUGGGCUCAGCCCCAUCUCUCUCACUGCCACCCCAGCCUCUCCACUAUCACCUUUCUGCCUAAACACGGAAGUUGUGUCCCUGACUCUCGAGUGGCCAUUUGACAAAGGGAUGCCCACUAGAUCCAAAAUUACAGCAACUGGCAAAUAAACUGGAUGGAUAAA